Penicillium salamii is the source of this 996-nucleotide messenger RNA. The record is from the annotation of a GenBank genome assembly. Lineage: Eukaryota; Fungi; Ascomycota; Eurotiomycetes; Eurotiales; Aspergillaceae.
AUGGCCUCCAUCAAACAGGCCUUCCAGAAAGUGCUGGACUCAACGGCACUCGCGACCACAAAGUUCAUCCGCCGACCCCCAAUUGACCCGAAAACCCCGAUUCAAGGACAACCAAGACAGCCAUCCUCAAAUGCAUACAGACUUCACCAGGAAAAGGAAGGUCGGCGGUUACAGAAGGCCCUGAACUCGCUCACACACGGCCAAAACAUCUUUGUGUACCACAACCUUCGCACGAAGCAGGUAGUGUACUCAUUGACCCGUUACUUGGAGAAAGCCAAUGUCCUCAAGCAAUGUGUCUACCUUGGAAAGAAGACUGUUCCCGCCGAGGUCCGCAAGGACAUGUGGGUUCCUUAUUACUCCUUGCACUUCAACGAAGCACAAGUCGGAUUGAACGUAUACAACCUGCUGCGCCAAUUCGCACUCCUCCGCCAACUCUCCCCACCUAAGGAAAUGAUCACCGUGACAAAAGAAUAUCUCGACUCCAAGCGUCCCCGGGACCCGCGCGAUCAAAAAGAAUGGGAUGAUCACAACAUGGGCCGACUUGGUCACAUUAUGAAACAGAAGGAGCGCGCCAAGGUUCUCAUGGACCAGAAGGCCACUUCGAUUGCCGAUGUUGCUUUUGUUCUUCAGAAGCAAUCAGACGAUAUCCUCAAAGGUCUCCCUGGAUACACAAAGUCCGGAUACAAGACGCUGAAGGCGCGUAAGCGCAGGCGUGCGGCUCUCAAGGCUGCUACGGAGCUUGCUUCGGAGCGUGCCGAGCAGAUUUCUUCCCUGGAGGAACAGCUUCAGGCUGAGAUCCGUACGGAUGUGUCCAAGCCUGAGGAGCAGCAGGUCAAGAUCCUGUGGCAGGAUCUUUACGAUGCGCAGUAUGCCAAGGAAUGGCCUGAGUUCAUUCAUCACGGUCAGCUGCGUUGGACUCGUAACCACAUCAUUGGUCAGGAGGCAGUUGAGGGAGCCGAUGUCAUUACUGAUGGUACUUUCGAGGAGGCUAAAUAA